This is a messenger RNA of Xyrauchen texanus (razorback sucker), 2801 nucleotides long. It is a transcript of the gene dnajc30b, whose product is annotated as DnaJ (Hsp40) homolog, subfamily C, member 30b. The record is from RefSeq and is a predicted model, not a curated record. The transcript has a single exon. The coding region runs from base 17 to 844 and encodes 275 amino acids. Lineage: Eukaryota; Metazoa; Chordata; Actinopteri; Cypriniformes; Catostomidae.
CGGUCGCGCUACGUUGAUGAUGGCGGAGGUCAGCUGCUGUGUGAGGACGCGAGCGAACAAACUCAACGCGUUCAAAACACUGUGGACGCAUUAUCAAUGCCAUUAUUAUUAUCAUGGCCGUACACACAAGUGUGACGUCAGUGCUGCAGUGUGUUUGAGUUCAGAGUCAGCGGGAUUAUUGAUAAAUGAUCGACCACGUGCUGCGAUCAGAAUUAAUCAACAGACACCGGUCAGAUCUCACUGCACACUGACGCAAACACGCGCGUUCAGCUGGCGGAGACAUGAUCCGCCGCUCUACACGAACAGAACAGCGUAUUAUGACGUGCUAAGAGUCUCGCCGAACGCGGCGCAAGCGCAGAUCAAGAGCGCAUAUUAUAAACAGUCAUUCAUCUAUCAUCCGGACCGGAACGCAGGGAGUGAGGAGGCGUCGCGUCGCUUUGCACUCAUCGCUGAAGCGUACAGUGUGCUCGGGAGCGUCGCGCUCAGGAGGAGAUAUGACCGAGGCGAACUGACGCACAGUGACGUGCAGAACUCGGGCAGACCUUCAUCAUCAUCAUCAUCAUCAUCAUCACACGCGUCAAACCUCCACCACCAUCAUCACCAUCAGAGGACACGACGCGUGUCUGACGCCUCGGGGAAGUCUAUGUUUGACUUUGACGCGUUCUAUCAGGCUCAUUACGGCGAGCAGCUGCAGCGGGAGAAACAGAUGAGACACAAACAAGAUCAAGUUCAGCAACAGCAGCGGGAACAUUUCCGUAACUGGAAACGCGGGAAAAUGACGGAAAUGACGGUUGGAUUUCUGCUGGUGUUUGGAGGCGUGAUCCUCAUGAGCUUGAGAUCGUGAAUGAUUAUUUAUUUAUUUAUGAUAGUUCUGAACUGAAGCGCUGGAUUCCGUCAUGAAUCUUUUUUCAAGGACUGGAUUGAGAACAGCAGUGAAAUCACACCUGACUCUGUCACGAGCAGCCAAUCAGAAACGACAUCGUUGGGGUUUCUCCCAUCGGAUUGGCUUAUAUGUGUUUGAGGGCGGGGUUCACUACUGUCAAUCAUUACAAGACAACAGAAGACAUGAACAAUAAAUCAGUCAUACUGUUCAUUAAGAUGCUCUGCGGGAGUGUUCCGUGUUCAUAUUGGUUAUAAGUUUAGUUGUAGAGAGUUUAUCGCAUAAAAAUCCAUUAAUUCUGACGUUAUUUCAGAAAGAUUUGUUUUUAUUGUUAAAGGUCAUGUGUUUUCAGCUGCUGUGAUGUGAUUGUUCACGAGGUGGCGCUAUGAUCAGAUAAAUCAAUGACGCUGCACAGUUUUGAAUCUUUUCAUCACAUAAUAUCCCUCAUCAUCAGCAAUAUUAUUCACAGAAAUAUGAAGUUCAAUGUGUCCAUCACUUCUCAAUCCCACUACUAACGUAAAGGGUUCUGUAGGAAAUAAAAUCAGUACAGACAACAACUUGUGACCAAAGCAAAAGAACUGAGAGGAUAUGUGUGGAGAAGUCCAGCCGGUGGAAUGCAGUAAUACAUUGAUUGAAAUUAUGAUGUGAAUUGACAUUAAUGUUAAAAGAGGCUCAUGUCAGAUGUGUUUGUACACAAAAUAGAGAACAAGUCACUGAGAAUUAUAAUGAUCAACAUUAUCAUGUUUUUUCUGCUAGUAGGCUAUUUUUUUUAUUAGUAAAUCUGCUAAAUUAAUACAUGUAACUCUUUACAGAAGCAGAGAUACUGAACUAGUUAAUUUAACAAAUGAUUCCUUUAAAGGGGUCACGAAAAGCUAUUUUAUUAUGUUCCCUGAGGUCCACUGAUAAUGUUUGUACAGUUUUUUUUUAGCACUAAAACAGUGAUAAUAUAGUAAUGCAGUAUAUGAACAUUUUGCACCUGUCUCAAAUGCUCCGUUUUGGCAUCAGCGUCUCCUUUAAACUUCAAUGUAAACGCCCACUGUUCUGAUUGGCUAACAUCGUGCAUCCCCUCAAAUACUGCCAAAUUGAACCUCAAUCUGAAGAGAAUAAACAAGCUCUCCAUAACAUUAUAAAACUACAUUUCAGGGUGUACACAUAAUGCACAUCUAACAUAUUGCAUCUGAAUAUUUUAAAGUGUUCACUCAAACACACCAGCACCAUAACUAUCAAACAGACAUAACAUAUGAAAUAUUCAUGAAAGAAGCUGUUUAUGUACUGUUAUGUGAUCGGGUCCAGUAGUGUUUUUAACUACCCCAUCCUUCAAUAACUGUUCCUUUGCAAAGCUUGAAUCGUAUUAUGACUGGUUCACAAGCAGCAUACUGUCUGUCAAACACAACCAAAAUCACUGAUGUUUAAUGGAAACUUGUGUCAGGCUGUGAAUGAGAUCUGGAUAUCUGUCCGAAAACAUUCAUGAUCGUCUGGAGAUUAAACAUAUUUGAAGCCGUUGAUGGGAAAUUAUAGAUGUGAUAUAAUGAAGCAGACACGGUUUCAAUCUUUAUUCACUUUGGCCAUGAGUUUCUGAGAAGUGUCCUCAAAUACCACGAGAUAAAAGCAACAUCUCGACAAGAGAUGUCCAAACGGCCAACAGAGCAUGAACAGAUGAUGAGAAUCACAGGAAACAUGCCCCAUCUCACUUCCUGUCCAUCAAACACUGCAGGGAAAGUGUGAGUGAACGCCUCCUGAAAUCUGAGCUGAUAAGAAUGUGCAUCAGUUUAAAAAGUCUUGACAUAUAUAAUCCAUCAGUGAUGUUGACCGCCAACAACCCAUUUCAUGUUGAUGUUCAUGAAAUACACAUCAAAGGCUUCAAUGAACCCCUCAUUAAAGAUUAGUCUUUUACAUGUUAGGUCAUUAUUAAUGAAUACUG